Quercus robur (English oak) is the source of this 2303-nucleotide messenger RNA. Its product is annotated as cysteine-rich receptor-like protein kinase 44. Lineage: Eukaryota; Viridiplantae; Streptophyta; Magnoliopsida; Fagales; Fagaceae. The coding region runs from base 74 to 2107 and encodes 677 amino acids. Gene Ontology annotation, biological process: protein phosphorylation. The record is from RefSeq and is a predicted model, not a curated record. Gene Ontology annotation, molecular function: protein kinase activity; ATP binding. The transcript is spliced from 8 exons.
CAUAAUUAUCGUCGAAUCAUUUAGCAUUCUAUGUUAAAAUCUUCCCAUUGAUGCAGAAUACAGAGGAACAAUAAUGAUGAGCACUUCAAGAUUACCACUUUUCUUUUAUGCCAUUCUACUCGUUCCCCUUGUAAGUCACAGCUUAGUAUUGCAGCGAGAUCCCUACGUUCUCCAUGAUUGUUCAACUAGUGGUAAUGUGAGCAGUAACAGUACCUUCAGAGCGAACCUCAACACCCUCAUCUCCAACUUCUCUUCCAACACCCAAAUCAAUUAUGGGUUCUACAGUUUCUCCGCCGGAGAGGGCACCAACAAAGUUUACGCCACUGGGUUUUGUAGAGCUGACCUUACAACAACUGAUUGCAGUACCUGUGUCAACAAUUCAGCUCGCGAGCUCUUAAAGUUGUGUCCAAACGAGAAAGAGGGCAUCAUGUGGUACAUGAAUUGUACAGUUCGAUACUCAAACAACUCAAUAUUAGGUGUUAUUGAAUUUACACCUACUCAAGCUCUUGUAGCUGGUCUUGUCUCGAACUUGACUGAGUCCAACGAGGUGUUAAAAACCUUAUUUUAUGACCUGAGAGUUGGAGCUUCAGCUGGAGGUGAUUUUGGCAAGGUUGCAGUUGGAAAUGCGAACUAUAAAAGUCAAAACUCUAUGAUCUACGGGCUUAUGCAAUGUAGUCCUGAUUUGUCAGAGAUAGAUUGUAGCAAUUGCUUAGUUCGCGCUCAAAGCUAUUUUCAAGAUUGCUGUAGUAAAUAUGCUGGAGUGAGAAUUCUUGCACCCAGCUGCAACUUAAGAAUAGAGACUGAACAAUUCUAUGGCAGCACUCUUGUUGAAUCGCUGCCAUCAUUAUCUCCUCCUCCUGCGCCUGCAAAAUCAAUAUCUCCUCCUCCUCUUGUUCAAAACACAAACACUUACAGCUCAUAUCUGAUUUUUACAGGAAAGGGGAGUAACUCAUCUAAAACUAUCAUCACCAUAGUUGUGGUGAUCAUUUUCGUUGUAAUAAUCACCUGCAUCUGCAUCUGCAUCUGCAUCUCUUUAAGAGUGAGGAAGCAAAGAAAGAAAGCUAAAAGUAAGUUGAAAUUUGUGGAUGAAAUUAGCAGUACUGAAUCCUUGCAUUUCCAUUUUCCAACAAUUAGAGUUGCUACAGAUAACUUUUCUGAUGCAAAUAAAAUUGGUCAAGGCGGAUUUGGUGUUGUUUAUAAGGGUAGGCUUUCCAAUGGACAAGAAAUAGCUGUCAAAAGGCUAUCCCCGGGUUCUGGACAAGGUGAUUUAGAAUUUAAGAAUGAGAUAUUGUUAGUUGCUAAGCUUCAACAUCGGAAUUUAGUUAAGCUACGAGGUUUCUGCUUGGAAGGAUGUGAAAGGCUUCUGAUUUAUGAGUUUGUGCCAAAUGGAAGCCUCGAUCAAGUUAUAUUUGAUCCCACAAAACGUGCAUAUUUGGAUUGGCAAACGCGUUACAAAAUCAUAGAAGGCAUUGCUCGAGGUCUUCUUUAUCUUCAUGAAGAUUCUCGACUUCGCAUCAUUCAUCGUGAUCUUAAAACUAGUAACAUACUGCUAGAUGAUGAGAUGAAUCCCAAAAUUGCAGAUUUCGGCCUGGCAAGAUUGGUUAUACUGGAUCAAACCCAUAUCAAUACAAAUAGAAUCGUCGGAACGUAUGGGUAUAUGGCUCCAGAGUAUGCAUACCAUGGACACUUCUCAGUAAAGUCUGAUGUCUUUAGUUUUGGCGUGUUAGUUCUUGAAAUGAUAUGCGGACAAAAAAACAGUUACUUCCGUAACGAAGAAAAUGGGGAGGAUCUUCUUACUUAUGCAUGGACAAAUUGGAGGAACAUGACAGCUUCAAACAUUAUAGACCCCAUAUUAGGGGUUGGUUCAACAAUCGAAAUAAUCCGGUGCAUUCACAUUGGAUUAUUAUGUGUUCAAGAAAAUGCUGCUGAUAGACUAACCAUGGCUUCAGUUGUUCUAAUGCUUAAUAGCAACUCUAUCACCUUAUCAGUACCUUCACGACCUGCAUUUUUUAUACACAGCAACGUUGAACCAGACUCGCAGUCAGAUCAAUCUAUUCUGCUAGCCUCAACAAAUGAUGCUUCAAUUACUGCAUUACAUCCUCGCUAAGGUUUGAUCAAAGUAACUAAAGUUCUUUACAUCAGUUUUGAGAAAAGAUUAUUUAUUGAAGUAACCACGUUGAAUAAUUUUGAGGCCUAUACUACCAGCCUUUCUUUUGGCGGUCUGAGCUACUACUACGUGAUGUUAUGCAGCAACACAUUAUGAUGAGCAUAUUCAAUUGUGUUCAAGAUUUACAUAUUCUAAA